Messenger RNA from Pistacia vera, 762 nucleotides. RefSeq lists its product as uncharacterized. The record is from RefSeq and is a predicted model, not a curated record. NCBI's taxonomy places the organism in Eukaryota, Viridiplantae, Streptophyta, Magnoliopsida, Sapindales, Anacardiaceae. Bases 1 to 678 code for a protein of 225 amino acids. The transcript has 4 exons.
AUGUUUGAUUUCAUUUUCAGUCAUUCUUUCAUGCUUGGUCCCGGUGGCGCUUUCUUUUCUGUUUCUUCUUCUUCUCUUUGUUCCGGUUCUCGGUUCCUACAGGGAUGGAACCGGAACCGCAACCGCACAGUUUCGGUUUCAGGUUUUCGGAACCGACCCUGUGGCAGCCGGUUCCGGGUAGGAACCGGAACUGAAACCCGGGUACCCGUCGGUUCCCGUUCUCCCCUAUUUUUUUGUUCACCCCUAAUUCUUGACAAUGAAAAAGCUGUUAUUGGUCUAGUUGGAGCUGCUUUGGCCCUCACGGUGGUGGGAGUGGGACCUGCCUCAGCUGCUGAAUUGCCGUUGUUGGCCUCAUCUUUGCAACUGAGUGAACCAUCCAAUGCCUUGUCCUUGCCCACCUGGGCCGUGCAUGUCUCCAGUGUUGUUGAAUGGAUUACCGCAAUGGCUUUAGUGUGGCAAUAUGGAGAGAAAUCUGGUUAUAAAGCAUGGAAAGGUCUUUCAUGGGGAAUGGUACCCCUGCUUGGUGGAGCAUUUUGUGCAUGCACAUGGCAUUUCUUUUAUAAUUCUGAGUCUCUUGAGGUAUUGGUGGCUCUUCAAGCUAUGCUUACAGUGAUAGGUAAUGCUACAAUGUGUUAUGCUGCAUUUCGAAUAUACAAAUCGUCAGAGGAACGGUCGUAGAAUCUGUAAAAUUCCUGUAUCAUGAUAUAAUCAUGUGCUUGAAUGCAUAUCCUUCUUGUUUAUCAGACAUAUCCAUAAUGAAGG